Molecule: messenger RNA, 3136 nt
Organism: Cyprinodon variegatus (sheepshead minnow)
Lineage: Eukaryota; Metazoa; Chordata; Actinopteri; Cyprinodontiformes; Cyprinodontidae
Product: sperm-associated antigen 17-like
Exons: 10
Coding region: 5-898 (297 amino acids)
Biological process (GO): axonemal central apparatus assembly; epithelial cilium movement involved in extracellular fluid movement
Cellular component (GO): axonemal central apparatus
Source: RefSeq, a predicted model, not a curated record
UGUUAUGUGUUUCAGACAGGAGAUCAGUGAGGAGAAAGCCUACAGGGAGGCUUUGAGAAAGAAGACCAUUGUUCCUUAUUUGCAUCCAGAAAACCUUUCAAUUUACCAAGGUCUGCUAAGGAGCCAAAUACCUGCUAUGAGGAGUCCAUCACAGAGCAGAGCUGAGGCUAUCCUUAAAGAUGCUCCCCAGGAGAGCACCCCUCGGUCUUUAAACCCAACGCCACUUCAGUCAGAAAGUCAAGCAGCAGAAAGGGAGACGCCUGAAAGGAGACACACAAGCCCCAUCUCACAGUCAGCUGAUCCAGGUGAAAGCAGCUUGAUGAGCUCAUCAGCGCAGUGUAAGUCUGCCCAUUUGGAUGUGAUGGGAAAACCCAGAAGGACGAAGGUCAGACUGCCAGGCUACCUCCUCAGCUCCAAACCUCCCAGCGUGCCAAACCAACAUUUCCUGGCAGUGGAGAAACCUAUUAGGAGGAUGUGUCGGACAGCUUCCCUAGCCAAUCCCAGUAAUGCCUUAUGGGGCUUCCAGCUUCUCCCAUCGAGUGUUGAUUUUGGCACAAAGCAGAAAAACACCUGCUCAACCAUUACCGUGCUAAUGAGGAAUGUGGGUUUCGAUGUGUCCAGGUUCUAUGUCAAACAGCCGCAUCCAACCACAGGCCUCAGAGUCCUCUACAACCGUGGACCUGUGGCUGCAGGUCUCCAGGUCGAACUUGAGGUUCAGCUGUUUGCCAUUUGUGACGAAACAGAGCAGAAGAAGGACAUCUCUCAAGAUAUAGCCAUUCACACUGAAGCUGAAAUUCUUUAUCUGCCUGUCACUGCUACCAUCCUACCUGAGAGAUUCAGAAAGGGAGGUUCUCACAGCCGGCAGGCAGACCACAUGGAUGAGCCUCCAGCACUCUGAUCGCUUCUUACUUAUAAACAGGCCACACCAGGAGGACCCGUUCUUCUGUCCUCUACUACUGUUCAAGUAAUUCUGCAGCUGAUUUAAGUCUGGAUUGAGUUCGGAAAAUAUGAUACUUUUCAACAAAUAACUGUGGUGGCUUUGGUUUUCCCAUUUAUCUCAGUUUAUUCAAUGGUCAGUAAAGUCAGAUUUAGCUCUUUUCAGUUCAUCAUCAUUUAUCUAAUACAUGCAGAUAACCUGAAAAGAGCACUGAGACCAGCUUUGAAAUGAAAAGUAAAAAUACAACAUCUCUAAAAUGGAAAUUCUUAAGCACAGAGGUUUAGUCGACAAUGAUUAAAACUUCAAGGUCAAAGGUUAUUAUUUUUAUAAACAUAUUAGCCAGGGAUGCCAAAAUUACUAUUACUGUAUAUCAUCAGUGUUACAGACAGAGAUAAAUACAAAACAUUUAUAUUUAGAUUUAGCUUUAACAUUAUUUUAUCCAAGACCUGCUGAGGUAUUGUAGUCAUUUAGAACCAGUUAAUUUACAAUUCAAUUCAGUUUGUUUAUUUAGCGCCGAUUCACAACACCUCAUGUCAUUGAAAUUUGCAGAGACAUAUUUCUAACAUGUUUUCCAGAUGUUUUUAAAACAAAUACCGUUAAUUUUCUGCAUUUUUGGGUGAAUGUUUCCUCAUGUCUUAGCUGUUCAUUUCAGGUUUUUUUUAAACACACCCAAAUCAUAACUGGAAGAUUUGAUUUAAGGAUCUUAGAGAUUUAAAGUAAGUGCAGAUCAGAGUCGGCUGCAGAAAAAUUACAGUUUUAAAAUACUCACUGGUAGGAUUUGUGGCUUAUAUGUGGUACACAGUAAAUAAUCCUGCUGCUUUGGAUGUUAAAUCCACGUUAAGACAUGUUGCAGAGGGCAAAAAUAUGAAGUGUCUAGACCUUUAAUCAGUAAAUGUCCUAAAUCCUUUCAGCUAUCUUUGCCAACACUAAAAUCUAUUUUGAAAUAAUAAUCUAUAGAACUCAGUAGGUGCCCCAAUAAGAAUCAUCCUUUCAGGUUUUCUUCCAAAUAUGGAAAGAAAAAUGGUCAAACUGUGGAGCUGAACAGGCUGUAGUUUGGUUCUUAAUGCCUUAUUUUAUUUUUUCAUCCAUAAGUUCAAACAAUCCUGUUGAGCAAGAGGGUAGAAUCAAAUUUAGGAACCCUAUAUUAAAGCUUUAUCACUUCAGAAAGCCAAAUGGGAAGCUUUCACAAACAUUUAUAAGUUUGUCACCUGAGAACCAGUAAUAACAGGUGAUUUUUUCCAUAUCUGUUGCCUUUAGACCAAUGUUAAGAAGGAAACUGGAAUGAAAUAAAGAAAUAUAGCAAAUGCUGUGAUCAUUAUUUACUUUGCACACCUGCUUCAGUUUGUUUAUAGCUGCAGCGGUUAGGAUUGGGCCUUUUCCCAGAGGGAGAUGAAGGAUACACCUUCGACUGGUUGGCUGGUGCAUCACAGAGAUGACUCCACAGAAAACAGCAGCAUUGCAGAGUCACUGUUAAGGUCAUGCCAAAAUGAGACACCCACCCCCUCCAGUAUUUGAACUGGUGGCAUAGGGGCCCACCCAGCUGAGUGCCUGGAUAUAAAACAGUUUGAUGUCAAUCAUUCUGCUGUGAAAAACAUGCUUUACUGGAGGAAAACGUUAUAACUGUCUUUCCAGAAUUGAAGGUCCAAAUAGGUUCAUGGGGUCAGAUUGAGAAAACCAAAUAGGUAAUCAUGCUACUCUCUUAGGUCUGUAUUAUUCAUCUUAAUCAGCCAUACCUUCUUUGUUUUUAAACAUAUUUUUCAAGAAGUUGAGAAAUUGACAUGAGCUGUUACAAGGAAAACUAUAAUUGAGCUUAUGGCUUCACUAUGAAGGUACACUCUAAGAAUGGAUUUGUUGGAAAGAGAACCAAUCUAGUUGCAGAGGCGUAGCCAUAAAUUUUCUAUAAGGGCAAUAACUAAUAUAUACUGAGGGGUGGCUGAAAGCGGAUAGGCCCCAGAACGUCAAGGUCAAUCUAUACUGUUCCAACAGGAAAAUGAAUGAGCAAAACAUCCAUAUUUUCUAAAUAAAGACUAACUACAUUUCCUACAGCCUUUGCUAACAAAUAAACGCAUAUAUUUAAACAUCCUUAAUUUCUAGAUAAAAGGUAUAGUGGAUAAAAAUCAGUUUUUUAGUUCUGGGGCAUAAAUCAAUCAUCAUUGUCAUUACUUAUUUGUAUAAAUAAACAUUAUGCAUAAAAUUGAU